Parasteatoda tepidariorum (common house spider) is the source of this 2023-nucleotide messenger RNA. RefSeq lists its product as uncharacterized. Gene Ontology annotation, molecular function: RNA polymerase II cis-regulatory region sequence-specific DNA binding; DNA-binding transcription activator activity, RNA polymerase II-specific. Lineage: Eukaryota; Metazoa; Arthropoda; Arachnida; Araneae; Theridiidae. Gene Ontology annotation, cellular component: nucleus. The record is from RefSeq and is a predicted model, not a curated record. Gene Ontology annotation, biological process: brain development; positive regulation of transcription by RNA polymerase II; neuron differentiation.
UUAGGAAACUAUCUGAUUGUUUGAUGUGUUGUGUUCUCUGGGUUUGGACUUGGAUAUUUUGUUAUUUGUUGUGAAACUUUUGAAAAAAAUUAAAGUGUAGUUAUUGAAUAAAAUGGAUGCAGCAGAUGAUAAUAUUGAUUGGCGUGAAGCUUCUGACAGUUUAAAAGAUGACAUAGAGUCACGGACACCCUAUACUGAUGCAGUUAAAUGUAAAAAACCAGUCAAUCAUGUUAAGCGACCUAUGAAUCCGUUCAUGAUUUGGAGUCAAAUUGAAAGGAGAAAAAUUAUGGACCAAAAUCCCGGCAUUCCAUCCCCAGAAAUUAGCGUACAGCUGGGAAAGAGAUGGAAAAUGUUAACUAACCAAGAAAGAAUUCCUUUUGCUAAAGAAGCUGAACGACUUCGAAAGCUUCAUUCUCAAGAAUUUCCUGACUACAAAUUUUCUCCUAAACCAAAGAAAAAGAAGACUCCAAAAUUGAAGGCAGAUUUAAAAUUUUCUAAAAAUAAACGUGUUUCUACCCCUGGGAAUUUGGAAAAAAGCGACGAAAAGUUUAUAGCUCGUAAUAAUUUGGUUGCUUUGAAAGAUAGGAUAAUUGAAAAAUGUGAAUCUGUUGAUAAAAGUGGUUCAAAAUUUACCUAUUACUAUUCCAAGCCUGCUACUUCCGUCUCUUCUGAUAUUAAAGAGAAACUUGAGAAUCCUGAAGAAGAGAAGUUCCUUUCACUUGAAAGUGAACAAAUUCAAGCAGCCGGCACAUCCAAAAAAAGCUCUAAAAAAGUUUCAAGAAAAAAUAAAUUUUCUAAAAUCACUACUGAGGGGAAACUUGUAUGGGAUAGUUUAAUGGAAGUUGAUAUUGCUACUUUGUCUAGUAAAAAAACUUUACCUCCUCGUUUACAAAUAGACGGUUGCCUGACUUCAGGUUCAAUAGCAGCUCUUUCUUGUUACAGAGAUGAUUGGGCUGCUGCUUUUGAUUAUUUAACGGAUAAAGUACUUCAAAGCUCAAAGAAUAUUUGUGAAGAAAUAGACAAUAUUUCAAAACAAUAUGGAGAAGCAUUAGAAGGAAAAAAUAAUGCCUAUCUAACAGAACCAUUAGAGUUUAACAUUCCUGACAUUAAUAAAGAACUGGGAAAGAAAUGGAAAGAUCCUAAUUUUGGUUUGAAAUUUUCUACGUAGAACGUGUUGUGAAUAGUUUGGUUAGCCCGUCGCACCUAAAAAGUCGCCAAAAAAUGUAAACUUAUGCAAACUUUUACUUUUGUUAUUUUUUUUAAACGCAUAAAAAAUAAAUUAAAAAAUUAUGGAAUUUCCUUGUAACCAAAAAGCUCCCCGGCUAACUGAAAAGUGUCGAUUAUUUUUACAAGAUAAAAGUGCAAUAAUAUUUGUUGUGAAGUAUUUUUUGUAAAUCUUAAGUGAAAAAAAUUAAUCCACAUUGAUUCAAUUUUCAUCGAAUGAUCAUAUUUUGAUUAACUAUUUGUGCAAUCUUCAUGUUUCAUUGCUGUCAUGUUUCAAGCAGUUGCUUGUAGGUAUCCAAUUAAAUCUGAUCUGAAAAUUGAUUCAGCAUUGUGAUAAUCCUUAAAGCUGCAACCUUAGCAUGCCUUUCAAAGCCACAUGAUUAGACACAUCCAUUUCAUUAGUUGCACGCACCCAAUUGGCUUUUAAAUGAUUAAUAUACUGCCGACAGCCUUCUUCUCAAAAAUUAAUGGAAAAAAUCUAUGUAGGGCCAUUCUCCUGUUAUGCACGGGACAUUUGCAGACCCGUGAAGUAUAUAAAAAUAAUAAAAUAAUGAAGUUAUUAAUUUUUUUUUUACAAUUCAAAUCAAAACAAGACUGUUUCUUAAAUAUUGUAUUGAAAAGAAAUCAAAAAUUAAAGUUUAAAUACUUGAAAAGACAUUUAAUAUAGUCGUUAUGCACGGGACUCAGAAAAAAGAUAAAUUUCUACCUUGACUUUUAUUAUUCAUAAACUCUGUGAAUUUAGAACUUGUGUAUUGUCAUUAUAUUUUUUUCUUAACUAAUAAAUAUUACUUCUAUUCAA